AGUAAGAGCCACAUACUGGGUACGACCUUCUUAUAUAAAAAGGCAGGAUUACGAGACGGAGAGUGUAACAGAACAGGAAACCAAUGAUUCCCAUAUGUCCAGUAGUCUCCUUCACCUAUGUGCCCAGCCGGCUAGGUGAAGAUGCCAAAAUGGCCACCGGCAACUAUUUUGGAUUUACCCAUGGUGCUGCGGCGCAGUACAGUCAGCAGCCGGCCGCUGGGGUAGCAUACACCCAUCCCACUACUGUGGCCAGCUAUACUGUGCAUCAAGCACCUGUGGCGGCACACACAGUGGCUGCAGCGUAUGCCCCUACAGCCGCCACUGUUGCUGUGGCCAGGCCAGCGCCAGUCGCUGUGGCAGCUGCAGCCACUGCUGCUGCUUAUGGCGGUUACCAGCCCACCCAUGCCGCCACGGAUUAUGGAUAUGCACAGAGACAGCCAGAGGUCCCCCCACCUCCACCACCUGUUACCUCGCAAAACUACCAGGACUCGUAUUCAUAUGUGCGGGCCACAGCUCCGGCUGUAGCGUAUGACAGUAAACAAUACUACCAGCAGCCUGCAGCUACACCGGCAGUGGCCGCUGCAGCAGCCCAGCCUCAACCCACGGUGGCUGAAUCCUACUAUCAGACAGCUCCAAAAACUGGAUACAGCCAAGGCGCCACUGUGUAUACCCAGACCCAGCAAACACGUCAGGUUACAGCCAUAAAGCCAGCAACCCCCAGCCCUGCUACCUCAACCUUCUCCAUUUAUCCAGUGUCCUCUGCUGUGCAGCCGGUCGCAGCCGCUGCCUCAGUAGUCCCAUCUUACUCUCAGAGUCCCACCUACAGCACCAACGCCGUCACUUAUUCUGGAACAUCAUACUCUGGAUAUGAAGCUGCUGUGUACUCCGCUGCAUCUUCCUACUAUCAGCAGCAGCAGCAACAGCAGCAGAAACAGGCGGCUGUUGCUGCAGCAGCCACUGCCGCGUGGACCGGCAGCACUUUUACAAAGAAAACUCCCUUCCAGAAUAAAAUACUCAAGCCUAAACAGCCCCCUAAACCACCGCAGAUACACUACUGUGACGUCUGUAAGAUCAGUUGUGCUGGACCCCAGACCUAUAAGGAGCACCUAGAGGGUCAGAAGCACAAAAAGAAGGAGGCCGCUUUGAAGGUGUCCCAGAACAACAGCAGCAGCAGUAGUGGAGGUGGAAGCUCCGCCCGCGGCACUCAGAAUCAGCUACGUUGUGAGCUUUGUGAUGUUUCCUGCACUGGGGCUGAUGCCUACGCUGCACACAUCAGAGGAGCCAAACACCAGAAGGUUGUGAAACUGCAUACCAAACUAGGAAAGCCAAUCCCAUCCACUGAGCCCAGUGUGGUUACUCAGGCCUCCACCUCCAGCUCGGCAACUCCUAAUAAGACUGCCAGCUCCACCAUCAACAGCUCCACAAGCAGCUCAAAUUCCUCUCUUUCCAAUACCUCUUACCUGAAGUCAGCCAGCAUGUGCAACAGCAUGGCACCUUCAGCCACACAGGGCAAGAGCACUGUGCCCAACAGUGCCGCAGUCAACUGCAGCACUGUCAAGAAGAUGAACACCCCCAAGAUCAACUUUGUUGGUGGAAACAAGUUACAGACCACUGCUGCAAAAAAUGAAGAGUCCAAGUUUGAAGCAGCUAAACUGACUCAGUCUGCUGUGGCUGCACCACUACCAGACUUAAAGAAUGAAACUCCUGAAUCUCUGUCACCUCAGUCAGCACUCACAGCUCUGCAGAGUGAUGUUCAGCCUGUCGGACAUGACUAUGUUGAAGAGGUGAGGAAUGAUGAAGGAAAGGUUAUCCGGUUCCACUGCAAACUGUGUGAAUGCAGCUUCAAUGACCCCAAUGCCAAGGAAAUGCAUUUAAAAGGAAGGAGACAUCGACUGCAGUAUAAGAAAAAGGUUAACCCAGAUCUCCAGGUGGAAGUUAAACCUAGCAUAAGAGCCAGGAAGAUCCAAGAGGAAAAGAUGAGAAAGCAAAUGCAGAAGGAAGAGUACUGGAGAAGACGUGAAGAAGAGGAACGCUGGAGAAUGGAGAUGCGGCGCUAUGAGGAAGACAUGUACUGGCGGCGUAUGGAGGAAGAGCAGCACCACUGGGAGGAUAGGCGCAGAAUGCCUGAUGGAGGUUAUCCACAGGGUCCACCUGGACCUCCUGGCCUCCUUGGAGUAAGGCCUGGGAUUCCCAUUCCACAGCCACAAGGACCAGUGCCUCCACGUCGCCCUGAUUCCUCAGACGAUCGCUAUGUGAUGACCAAACAUGCAGCUAUUUACCCCUCUGAGGAUGAGCUCCAGGCCAUCCAGAAGAUAGUGUCAAUCACUGAGCGAGCGCUUAAGCUUGUCUCUGACAUAAUCACUGACCAAGAUGGCGCAAAGGGCAAUGAAGAGGACAAAGAGAAGGAGCCUCCCAAAGACAGGGUUCUAAAAGGAGUGAUGCGAGUAGGCGUUCUUGCAAAGGGGCUGCUUCUGCGAGGAGACAAAAAUGUCAACCUGGUCCUCCUUUGUUCUGAGAAGCCAACCAAGAAUCUGCUCUCCUGCAUUGUGGAACAUCUUCCCAAACAGCUCAUGGUGUUAACACCAGAGAAAUAUGAGGUAAAAGGCUGUAUCCAAGAGUCUGCCAUUAUCCUUUCCUCCUGCACUGAGCCCAAGAUGCAGGUGACCAUCACCCUCACCUCACCCGUCAUCCGAGAGGAGAACACCCAUGAUGGAGAUGUAACCUCGAGUAUGGUGAAAGACCCAGCGGACGUCUUGGACAGGCAAAAAUGCCUUGACGCUCUGGCUGCCCUACGCCACGCUAAGUGGUUCCAGGCUAGAGCUAAUGGACUCCAGUCAUGUGUGAUUGUCAUUCGAAUACUGCGUGACCUUUGUCAGCGAGUACCUACAUGGUCUACCUUUCCUGGCUGGGCUAUGGAGUUGCUGGUGGAGAAAGCCAUCAGCAGUGCUUCUGGACCAAUGAGCCCUGGAGAUGCUCUGAGAAGAGUCUUUGAAUGUAUUUCCUCUGGCAUUCUGCUGUCGGGUGCUCCAGGAUUGAUAGACCCCUGUGAGAAGAAUCCAACAGACACGUUGGCUGCCAUGGAAGAGCAGCAGAGAGAGGAUAUCAUGUCAAGUGCUCAGUUUGCCUUGAGACUGCUGGCUUUCCGUCAGAUUCACAAGGUUCUGGGUAUGGACCCCUUGCCCCAGAUGAACUCUCGCUUCAAUGUACGAAAUAACCGCAAGAGGCGUCGUGACAACAGUGAUGGGGCUGAUGGCUUUGAAGCUGAAGGGAAGAAGGACAAGAAGGAUUGUGAAGGGUUCUGAAGUGCACUACUGUACAACUAGCUCUGCUCUCUCUGCACCAAUUACAGAUCUUUUCAUUCCGGAAUACAAAAUGUUAUGUUUGUUGACCCCUGUGCAUGCCAAUUACUACUUACUAGAAAUAUUUUAAGAGAUGGUAAAGACCCUGAUGAUUGCUGCUUGCAGAAAUGCUAGACUUUGUUUCCUUGACACAUAAAGUACAUCUCACUUGUUUAAAAACAAUAUAGUCUGUUGUCUUGGCAUUAUUUGAGAUUGCUCACAAACCAGAGAAUUUAAGCCAGAAGUUAAUGCUUUAAGCACUUUGGAUGUAAUAUUUCACUAUAUUUAGAACACUUAGUGGAAUUUUAGCUUAAGAUUUUAAGCUAGGUGUUUCUAGAACAAGACAGCCAAGUACUAAUGUCAGUAUGGAAGAGAUUCUUUCUUUACAUUUUGUGACAAAGGAUAAGAUAGGCUUUAAAGUAACUUUGACAAUGGCUUCCUUAGCUUAGCAAUAAAUUGGCUAGGUGUUUUCGUAAUUAUAUUUUUGUUAUAGACAUUCCUUUUUAAAACCACAAAAUCAAAGAUUAAAUGAGAUUCAUCCAUUAGUCAUAUUGUGAUUACAUUUGACUUGAGUGCAGAUUUAUUCAAGCAUGUAUUUCACUAAAAGGCUGGGCUGGCUGUUAACAUUUAUAAAUCGCAACAUUGCCUAAUAAUAACCUUUUAAACAUGUUUCUCCUAUAAACCUGUUUCUCCUAUAUGCUUAAUGCAAGUGGUGUAAAGCUGAACUUGUCAAAGUUAGGGUGUAAUUGUGCUCUGAUAUUCACAGGCCUCUGUGGUGUAGCUGUAUUACAUUUCUUAAAAAGACACUGAUUCAUGACGUCCGACCUGGGCCAAAUACCAAUAUCCAAGUGAUCUACCCAUUGUUUUGUGACUUCAGCGCUAAGAUAAGAAGUUAGAGGUUUGUAAUAUUAAUAAAUCUAUUGAGUCACCAAGUUACCUGCUUCAGAUCUGUUAAUCGUAUUUGUAUGUAUACAAGCAGUGAACAGUGGUGUACUGUAAGGUCAAAGACUUUUAUUUUAAUUGACCCAGGUCUGCCUGUUUAUGUGUUGUAACCCCUAAAUGUACAUACAGUAUGAUCAUAUAACUGUGAUCUCUAAUAUAUGAUCAUUAGGUCAUAUAAUCUUAACAAUAGAUCUUCAAAAACAAAUGCCUGUAUGGUUUUAAAGCACAGGAAUGUUGUUUUAUUUUUAUUUUUUUUAUGGAUUUUGUUUUACUGAUUUGUAGAUGAGUUGUUGCUUGCCCUUAAUUUUGGUUUGUCAAAUCUAUUGAAAAUGAGAGGGACACAAGUGAAAUUUCUGUGUUGUAACUGCAGAUUGAUGUAGACUUAAGCUUUGAUUCUUUAUUCCUGUCAAGGUACUACAUUAUAAUGCAUAUAAUAAAGACAUUU
Xyrauchen texanus (razorback sucker) is the source of this 4725-nucleotide messenger RNA. Its product is annotated as zinc finger RNA-binding protein. The record is from RefSeq and is a predicted model, not a curated record. Gene Ontology annotation, molecular function: zinc ion binding; single-stranded RNA binding; double-stranded RNA binding. Lineage: Eukaryota; Metazoa; Chordata; Actinopteri; Cypriniformes; Catostomidae. The coding region runs from base 84 to 3302 and encodes 1072 amino acids. The transcript is spliced from 20 exons. Gene Ontology annotation, cellular component: precatalytic spliceosome.